GGUUUAUGUUUUGACGGGGAUCCGGUGGGCGGAAUGCAGUGGAAUUUUGAGAGUCCAGAUUCUGGUCAGUAUUUCCCCGGCGAAUUCAUUUUGGCAUUCAGUCCGCCGGACAGUCGACAAUCUCUCUGCUUAUUCUCUACAUCGGAUCGGAAAUCUUCCGUAUGAUGCUUUUGCAUUUAUUGUGAAUCUGAUUUAGCAGUGAGCUACAUAAAAUGGUGAUCGUUGUAGCUGCAUUGGUUCUCAGUGUUUUGUUGGGAGCUCUAAUUUUAAUCCCACGCAACCGGAAUGUACAAAAGGUCCAACUAAAUGCUAUCAACAAGCCAUCUAAAGUCUACAGUAAGGAUGAAGUCUCGGUUCAUAACAAGAGAACUGAUUGUUGGGUCAUUAUCAAGAACAAGGUGUACAAUGUUACCUCCUAUGUUGAAGAACAUCCUGGAGGGGAUGCCAUCCUAACACAUGCUGGGGAUGAUUCUACAGAAGGGUUUUAUGGGCCACAACACGCAAGUCGAGUCUUCGACAUGAUUGAAGACUUCUACAUUGGAGAUCUGAGGCUGUAAUUUCCAAGUAACAUUUGGCUUUGUGCUAUUACUUGGAGGAUGUAUUUCACAUUUCAGAUCUGGAUUUGCCAUUACAGGGAAGAUAUCUAAAGGUCUGACUUAUCUAGUUAGCAUUCUUGGGAAAUUGUAACUUCUUAGAUGCCGUACACUUUAUUUAAAUCUUCUCCUUUUUAGAUUUAUCUCUUUACAUUUUAUAUUAGUUCUUUUGGAUGUACUGAUUGCUAGAGGGGAGAGACUUUUCAUAGUAGUCUUGUUUAAUGCUAUGUUUGAACUAAAAUCUUGAAGUUUCUAAUUUGCAUUGUUAUGGAGAGUGCUUAUAUGUACUAUUUUAUUGGUGAAGGGGAAUCUCAAAGCCAGACAUCAAAUAUUCUUCCCAAAUUGAUCAGGUUUGAUUGAAUGUUGUCUA
Messenger RNA from Benincasa hispida (wax gourd), 963 nucleotides. RefSeq names its product cytochrome B5-like protein (gene CB5LP). The record is from RefSeq and is a predicted model, not a curated record. Gene Ontology annotation, cellular component: membrane; intracellular membrane-bounded organelle. Gene Ontology annotation, molecular function: heme binding. NCBI's taxonomy places the organism in Eukaryota, Viridiplantae, Streptophyta, Magnoliopsida, Cucurbitales, Cucurbitaceae.